GCGGCCCAAUAAACCGCACCGAAAGGCUUCAUUGCUCAAACCAACGAGUCCACGCAGGCUUCGAAGCCUCGGUGUCUGCUGUCACAAAGAAUUCGUGUGCGAGCCUUUGUAAAUAAUUCCGUUUGUUUCACACCCAGAGAUGGACGCAGACAGGAUGUACACGUUCUCAAGUCGUCCCAGAGCUGUGGAGAAUCGCUCCAAAUACAGAGAGCCUCCAGCCGACCAGAGGGAUGUAAAGUGUCACUAUGGAAACAUUAUGUAUGAUCCCCGUGUUGUCAGAGGAAACACAUACGCCAAAAAAGUCAUACCGAUUAAGACUCAGCCAGACCUGGUUGAGAUACAAAGACAGGAGGCGAUGAGGAGGAAAGCGAUGGCUCGUAAACGGGAAAGGGAGCAGUACAGACUUAGGACUCCUGAGCCCGUCCAGGGCAGAAUGCACAUCGACAUACAAACAGACCGCUAUCUUGAAGAACUGAGUGAUAUUGUGGUCACGGCUGAUAUUCAGUGUCAGACUGAUCCCUUCCUGGACAGGCCGGCGACCCCGCUGUUUAUACCUGCCAAAUCUGGCAAAGAUGUUUCCACACAAAUCGAGGAGGGAGAACUGUUUGACUUUGACAGCGAGGUUCAGCCAAUUUUGGAGGUUUUGGUGGGUAAGACCAUCGAGCAGUCUCUCCUGGAGGUGAUGGAAGAAGAGGAGCUGGCCUGUCUGAGGGCCCAGCAGAGGGCCUUCGAGGUGCUUCGAAAUGCCGAGCUGGCAGAGCUGCAGCGGCUGGAGGAGCGUGAGAGGCGACAUACUGAGGAGAAAGAGCGUAGGCUUGCCCAGCAGAGGGAGGCACUGCAGAAGGAGAGAGAGACCGCAGAGAAGAUCGCCGCACGAGCGUACAGUCAGCAGUUCUUAGCCAACCUUGUGCCAACAGUCUUCACCUCACUGAAGAAUCACGGCUACAUUUACGACCCCGUGGAGAGAGAUGUUGAGACUAAUUUCUUGCCUUGGCUGAUGGAUGGCGUUCACAAUAUUUUGGAGAGAAGAAAUGUGGCAAGAGAGCUGCUGGACAAUAUCAUCCACGAUGUUAUCCAGAAAAGACCAGAGUUCUCCAAAAACCCGGAUCCGCAUCCGCCUGAAUCUUAAAGACAGUUUACUUAACACCAGGUCACUGAGAUCUGUCAAAAGGCAGAGAAAACACUUUUGCACUGUUCCAGAGUUCCUCUGUUUUUUGAUAUUUGUCACACUUUUCUGUCAUAUAGUAUAAUAGAACAACAGCACAAUAAAAAAAAGUCCAUGAUAAACAAAAACAUCACAUGACCAGUAAAGGGGAAGAUAAAUGCUAAAAGUUAUUUUUACUAGCUGCUGA
This is a messenger RNA of Thalassophryne amazonica, 1352 nucleotides long. RefSeq names its product radial spoke head 3 (gene rsph3). Gene Ontology annotation, cellular component: cilium. Bases 140 to 1129 code for a protein of 329 amino acids. The record is from RefSeq and is a predicted model, not a curated record. The transcript has 8 exons. NCBI's taxonomy places the organism in Eukaryota, Metazoa, Chordata, Actinopteri, Batrachoidiformes, Batrachoididae.